This is a messenger RNA of Adineta steineri, 342 nucleotides long. The record is from the annotation of a GenBank genome assembly. Lineage: Eukaryota; Metazoa; Rotifera; Eurotatoria; Adinetida; Adinetidae.
AUGCAUCGAGGUGCUGAUGGCGUUGUUGUUAUAACAGUUGUAUUAGAUGCAUCUGUACUGGAGACCGAACCAAAACGAUAUAUUUGUUCAAGUCAUACGCAACGAAUUGCUUUAUUUGAUCAAUAUUGUUUAAAUCAAACUGAAUUACAAACACAAACAAGAGAAUAUCGUAUGGAAAAUCCAACUCCAUCAUAUCCUUGUAAAUUUGGUGAAAAUUUUUCAUUACUCGAACGACAACGUUUUGCAAUUUAUUUAAUCGAUCAAUACUUAGUUAAUUUUGAUUCUCAACAUUGUACACCUUUACCACAAACUUAUUUUCAUAUUCCUAAUCGAUGUGUUUGA